This is a messenger RNA of Nerophis ophidion (straightnose pipefish), 551 nucleotides long. RefSeq names its product lymphocyte antigen 97, tandem duplicate 3 (gene ly97.3). Lineage: Eukaryota; Metazoa; Chordata; Actinopteri; Syngnathiformes; Syngnathidae. The record is from RefSeq and is a predicted model, not a curated record. The transcript has 4 exons. Bases 68 to 460 code for a protein of 130 amino acids.
AGACUGUGCCACAUCGCCACCUGUACACACAGGCUUGGCCGGACGGACCACCCCGGGGGACGUUACCAUGACACGAGCAAAUAUGAAGAGCUAUAAAAAGGCAGGCGUGGAGUUCAUCGCAUUGACCGACAGCGAUCGACAAGUUCUGAGAGAUUUACUGACGGAAGUGUGUCCCAAGACAAUGAAGUUGUUGCUGUUGGUUUUAAGCGUUGCCUUGCUGUUCACUGCAGGCGGCGCCCUCGACUGCCAUCGCUGCGUCCCCGCCAAGGCCGGCGAAGACUGCGCGGCCAGCGUGGAGACUUGCAAACCAGAGAAAGAUGGCUGCGCGGCCGCCAGGUUCCAGAGAGCGCCAUACGGCCACUACCAGAAAUGCAUGAAACUGUCGGACUGCGAGUUGCUGAAGAUGAACGCGUUCAUCGACAUUUCGUGUUGCAACAGCGACAUGUGCAACAGUUCUUGAAGACGACAAAUACCACUUUUGGUCGGGUUUCAACUCAACGACACUCUUUGUGUGCUCGUGGAAAGCAUCUGAAAUAAACACUUGAACAUUA